Coniophora puteana RWD-64-598 SS2 is the source of this 552-nucleotide messenger RNA. RefSeq lists its product as uncharacterized. Gene Ontology annotation, molecular function: peptidyl-prolyl cis-trans isomerase activity. Gene Ontology annotation, biological process: protein peptidyl-prolyl isomerization. The transcript is spliced from 5 exons. NCBI's taxonomy places the organism in Eukaryota, Fungi, Basidiomycota, Agaricomycetes, Boletales, Coniophoraceae. Bases 1 to 435 code for a protein of 144 amino acids. The record is from RefSeq and is a predicted model, not a curated record.
AUGCUAGGUUCAAUUAUCAGGACAGGCGUUUUUCUUUUGGCUAUAACGGCAGCCAUUGCUGCUGAGGACAACAUCAAGCUUCCCCCAAACGAGCUCAAGGUUGACACCACAUACCUUCCGUCUUCGUGCCCUCAGAAAACGAAAUCGGGAGACACGAUUCAGGUCCAAUAUACCGGAAGACUUUACCACAAUGACAAGGUUUUCGACUCUAGCUACGAUCGGGGGGAACCCUUUGAAGUAAUGCUUGGCGCUGGCCGUGUUAUUCGUGGUUGGGAUCUCGGGCUUCAGGAUAUGUGCAUUCAUGAGAAACGAACUCUAACUAUACCGUCCUACCUAGCUUACGGUCCCCGUGGCUACGGUGCUAUCCCUCGCAAUGCCGCCUUAAUCUUCGAUGUCGAACUUGUUGGACUUGACAGCACGCCUCAUGACAUCUAAAGCAACGCUUGGUAAUGAUACUAUCGUACAACCCUCAGUGAAACAUAGAGUGAAACAUCUCGAUUGUAACGCUCUCCGAUGGCUCCCCUUCGUACUUUUAGUAAUAAAAACUAUAUC